CGCCUAAGGUUAUGCUUCAGUCAAUUGAUCAAUAUUUUUUUUUGUACUUUUGCAAAGGAGCUGAUGUUGGAGAGGAAUCUGGAAAUGUGAGCUCUGAUGGUUUUUUUGUGCAGAGGAAACACAGAGGACCUAUACCAUUUUUUGAAGAGGAGUUUGAGUUUGAUGUUCAGCACAAAUCAAGCCCAUAUCAACUGAAAGCUAUAGGAAAGCAGAUUGAAAGAGAAGGUCAGGAGAGAGAGGGGAUCUCUACAUGGGCUGAGAUUACUUUCAACAAAAUGCUUGCACAGCUAAGAGAAAAUAGGGAAAAUGAAGAUAGAAUUCAAAAACUAAUUAAUUUUCUGAAUAUUGAGACUGCUCAUCAUCAGUCAGAUCAAGGAGAUCUCAAGAAAAGCACUGAAUUUGUGGACAUCAUUCAGAGGGUAGACUACCUGGACUGUUCAGGACUUCAUUGCAGUAAGGCAGAAAAGCAGAGCAAAAGUUUUAAGCCAUUUUCUCAAUCCAGUGUUGAUGAUUUUCUUGAAUGGAUGACAGACUGUGACGAAGUCUUCAGAAAGACACAAUCUCCAAAAUGUCGACCCAUUUUAUCUAUCUUAUUCUCUGCAUAUACAAAAGAAACAUUGUUAGACUUUAAACCAAGAGACCUUUCAUUCAUUAUUCAUCGAUGCCUAGAAUUCGCUAUUGAAAACCAAAACCACAUAUUGGUUCUAGAGCUUGUGAGGUUGUACAAAUUUGAUUUUGAUUUCCAUUUGGAUGAAGUGCUCAAAGAUAAGGAAAUAAAUUCUGUUGUUAUGGACACGUUCUUGACAACAGCAAAAUUUAUGAUUUUAAGAGAAUGCCCAAGACUUCGACAAAAUGCAAUUAGACUAUCGUUCUGUUGUGAAUGCAGCCAGAAAAAUAGGCUCGUGAUCAUGAUGUUAUAUAAAGGUAGCAUAGAAAUGAAAGACGGAAUUCCAGAAAAAGCCAUGGGGGUUAAACUUGUCUUCUAUAACUAUACACAACCAUCUGAUGAAGCAUCAAUCGUCUUCAACUCCUUUUCAGCUUCUUGUUCAUCAGGUGACUUGCCUGUUAUUACAGAAAACGACGCAAGAAAACUUUUCAAGAAGCAUUCCAAUCUCACUCUCAUAUCGGCAUCUCCAUAUAAAUCAUCAGGAUAUCCCAAAGGAAAGCACAUUAUUGUUGAAAAACGGUGCAUUAGUCUAUUAUGUUUGCAUAAAGGUUUCAUUCCUUUUGGAGAAAGAGAGUUUCCAAAACAAAUUAACGGUUUUGACGUAGAUGUACAGGAGGGAUACUGUUCUUUUGGAAGUGGUAGAUCUAUAGACUUUGGAGGACAUAUUCGUCGUGCCAAGGGAAUAAAUACUCCUGGACAUGGAAGUAUCGGGGGCUUUGUUGAUUUGUCAAAUGGUUCUGUUGGUUUGAUUACGUGUGCUCAUGUUGUAUUUUCAACAGAUGAAUUGUUUAAAACUAAUUCUGAAAUCGAGGAUUAUGUACUUUGCAGAGAUACAGAUUUGAAAGUAGAGUUUUUUGAUAAAAAUCAACAUAAUUUUCAGGUGUGUGGUAAUAUUGUAAAUAAAUGUUUUCCCACAUCAAUUGAUGACAUUUCAGUAGACGCUGCUUUGAUAGAACUUGACCAAUCUGUGAACGAAUUUGGAUUUCCCGUGGCACUAGCUGAUCAACUAUAUCUUGCAGGUUUUGAACCAAAUAAGCCACCAGUUUUUAAAGGGGAGGUUGUUAGUUUGCCAGAUCCUGAAACUGACAAAAUAAGAUGGUCAGAUGCUCUACAAAAAAGUAGAAUUCCAGGCAGAUUAAACAGCGUCAUAAAAUAUGGAAGUGAAACAAGAUUCACAAUUGGAAGUUUAUUCUUUGAUCAAGUGCAUAUCCGCUUUGUGAAUCAAACUUUAGAUUUGCCGGACCAAAACGGCUGUGCUACAAUGUACAAUCAAAUUGAAAUUCAAAGCCUUCCCCAUGGAACUUUUUUUAAGCCUGGUGAUUCUGGAGCAUUUGUGUUUUGUAUCAACCCUGAUAAGACACUAAGCUGUCUUGGGAUGGCAAUAGGUUCGACCACCAAGGGAUCCUGUCUAGUGACACCAAUGGUUAGAAUUCUAGAUUCUUUUGAACUCCCUCGUAGAUUAAAGCCGUGUUCUCCUUUUGUAUCUGGAGGCAAUGCUAGAGUGUCAGAAGAUCCUACAAGUUCACAGUUAGCCGAUCAAAGUCAUGAUCCAUCAGCAGUUAAUUUGGAAGCGAUACUGUUGAAUUUCCAAAAAAACAUACAAAAGUCAAUGGCAGAUAUGAAAAAUGCACUUCAAACAGAAAUAGGAAAUUUGAGAACGGAAGUUCGAGAAACGAAUGAAAAAAUCCAAACAGAAGUUGAGAAUUUGAAAACCAAAGUUGGAGAGUCGCCAAUGCAAGAUCGAGCAGAAGUUGGAAACUUAAAAGCACAAAUAAAAGAAACUAAAGAUAACCUUUAGUUAUAAGGGUUAUCUGCAAACUUAUCUGACAUCAAUAGGAAUAAAGAAGUUUAUAAUUAUUCAAAGAAUAGAUUGUUUUGCAUAAAGGUGUAAUUGUGCAUACAUAAGUAAGUAAUCUUGGCUAUUGUAAACAUCUCAUGACAUUAA
Messenger RNA from Saccostrea echinata, 2612 nucleotides. RefSeq lists its product as uncharacterized. Bases 12 to 2465 code for a protein of 817 amino acids. NCBI's taxonomy places the organism in Eukaryota, Metazoa, Mollusca, Bivalvia, Ostreida, Ostreidae. The record is from RefSeq and is a predicted model, not a curated record. The transcript is spliced from 3 exons.